Molecule: messenger RNA, 8203 nt
Organism: Biomphalaria glabrata
Lineage: Eukaryota; Metazoa; Mollusca; Gastropoda; Planorbidae
Product: activating molecule in BECN1-regulated autophagy protein 1-like
Exons: 18
Coding region: 176-5110 (1644 amino acids)
Biological process (GO): autophagy
Cellular component (GO): intracellular membrane-bounded organelle
Molecular function (GO): protein binding
Source: RefSeq, a predicted model, not a curated record
UUUCGAAAUACUGGCGGAAGUGCUCGGGGUUAAGAGUUCAGUUAUUUUUAUCGGCUCUCCGUGGAGAAUCCUUCAAUCUUUGCAACAGCUACAAUCAUAGAUCAAGAUCUGUAUGUCAUCAGGAGAAUGAUUAGUGAAACUUAUUCAAUGCCUUCAUAUCUAAAGUGAAACAACCAUGAUAGAUGUGUAUCACUACCUGGAGCUAAGAUCCCAGGGCCUGAUAAAUGGGGACAGAUACAGACAGUGCUUUAAGGUGGUCAAAGACUUGUUGGAAGAUGUCUCUGCUAAACCUGUCCGCAAUUUGCCUUGUGAAUUUUCCGGGGAACCCAGGGCAACAUUUCUUGUGGAUUUUAGCCCCAAUAUGCUUAGAGUGGCUUCAACUCAUGGGGACCAUACAGUUAGAGUAACAGACAUACGGACAGGAAAGUGUUCGCACAUUCUAACAGGUCAUCCUCGGACACCAUGGUGCCUUGCUUUUAAUCCAACUUCCAACGACAUUCUUGCAUCUGGCUGUUUAGGGGGAGAAGUUCGCAUUUGGGAUUUACUGGGAGGAGGCAGUGAAGUCCUUCGUAAUCCAUGUGCAGGUCAGGUCAUCACAUCCUUGGCAUUCCAUCCCUCUGGAGAGGUGCUAGUUUUUGCUGCCAUGAACACCAUUUAUUUCUGGGACUGGAGCAAGAACGCCCCAUUCACCUGUACACAAACUGCACAUGAGUAUGAAAGAAUAAGGUGGUUGCGAUUUGAUCCGUUUGGUCAGUACUUGUACACGGGCAUUGCAAACAAUACUACUGUACAUAGAGAAAGAGAUCUCAGCACAUCUCAGGGUGAUGAUCCUUUAGAUCUGGCUAGGGAAACAUCUGGGGUCAGUUCAGAUGAGCGCAACUCCCAGCAAAUGAACCGAAUGAGAUAUCAGAGUCUUUUGCAAAGAUUUAUGGCUUACCAGCAUGACAGACAUAGUCGAGUGUAUGUCCAAAACAGAGCUCCUAGGUCUCCUGUGCAUGAGGAGGGCUUAGAGUCAGCUAGAGAGUAUGCCCGAUAUAUGACAAAUUUAGAGAGAAAUCUUCAAUUAAGAUCUCAGGAUAAUUAUGAUGAUGACAGCUCUUCAAGUUACAUUUCUUUGAACCCUUCACAGCCAUCAACAUCAAGAUCUAGCCCAACAGCUCCAGAUAGUUCACUCAGUGAGCAAUCUAGACCUUUAAACUUGAGUACUGUGCCAGCUAGACAGGAUGAUGCUCAGUCUUCCAGGAGGUGGGGGCGGUAUGAGCCCUUAUUUUUCUCACGUUGUCCAGGGGUGAAUGAGGGCUCUGGAGAGAAUAGCAAUAAUAACAAUCUGAACUUUGGAACUGCAGCUCAAAGCACUUACAGGCCAGAUGAUGUUCCUGUUCGCUCAUCCACAACCAGUGAUAGACCAUUCACUGUUACCUCCUGGCAAACACCCGAAGAGCCUUCUCUAUACAACAGAUCUUCCGAGACACCUGGUUCCUCUGCUGCUUCAUCUUCUUUUCAUCAUGUAUCAUCUCAGGUCAGAAACGAAAAUGCAGCAAGUGAAAGUCUAGAUGCUAAUGAGUUUGAAAUUCUUCCAGUCGAUCAGGAACGGGAGAGCUUGAGAAGAGUCUCAAACAAUGGUUCCUCUUCAUCUGGGACCCUAGCCAAUGCUGACGCCAGCUGGGAAGACCUGCGUUCUCUUCUGAACAGACUAGGUCAUAGAUCCACGGAUGCUCCGUCUGAAUCCAGUGGGGCAGCUGCUGUGACAGGCGUGGCUCCCCCGUGCCUAGUGGCAUCAUCUUCAAGUGCAGCAUCGACAGCAGAAGGAAAUGAGACUCAAGCUAGGUUAGCAUCCCUAAGAGUGCCACCUGCGCCUGCAUCAUCUGCAAGGUGUUUGCCUGUCCAGUCACACCUUGACAGAUACACAGGUAGCACCGACUCUUCACUUCCUGGCCUAAGUUCAGAGGUCUAUUCAGCUAAUAGGACUCACAUUGAACCUGAACCGCCUUAUACUUUGCCGUCGAGGUUUCCAUCUCACUCCUCUCGGUUCACACGUCCAGCAGAACAGAAUUCUAUUCUUGGCCGCAUGGAAAGGCCUCCGCCUGUUCGACCUGACAUUCCACCUGCUCCUUUCCGCUUCAACAGUAGCAGUGGACACUCAUGGCGACGGCAAAUGAUAAAUCGGCAUCACUCUCUUGAGCUGAAUGAGGGCUCAGAUUAUAGUCAUCAUUCCUCUCUGCUUGACAGGUCUUUGCCACGUCAUGUAAUAGAUCAGACUAGCCAAACCUUGGGUGCUAUGAAUCUUCCUGCCAGUUCUGACCAAUGCACUGAUGUUGCUGGUCUAGGAGAGCAGCCAUUAGCUAUGGAAAACUUGGCUAGCUUGCAAUCUAGAAGAAACAAUGAGGGUGAUCAUGACUACUCCUAUUCCUCCAGGCAGGAUAGGAGCAUACCAAACAUUAGACAUGUCGUAGAAGAUGAGCAGAGUGGUGCUGAUCACACCUACGUCAGGCAAAGAACAGGCGUGAGAAGUAUUGACUUAAGAAAUGAGGAUGAUGAAGCUCUGCCAGAUAGUACCUUCCAAUCUCAUAGUUUCUUUGGCGGUUACAGAGAAGGCCUUAAUAACAAUCUUAGUUCUGAGAAUCUAUAUUCUCAAUCUACUUCCAUGCUAUCAAAUGAUCUUGAGGUGCCCACAGACUGUAGUGAAGGAAGGGAUGAAACAGACAGCUCCAUACCAGGUGAUGGUGGAGAUUGUACACCUUCCUUAUGGCCAGUUAACUCACCAUUGACUUUGACUCGAGAACUGGACUCACUUGAUGUAUUGAAUGGAAAUAGUCAGUUAACUACCUCAAACUCAGAAAAUUCCUUGUUACAUACAGGCUCUAACUUCCUCGGUGACCAUUGUGAGCCCCUUGUUAGAAACACUUGUAGGACUGAUGACAAUAGAGCUGGUAGUAGCUGUAGAAAAGUAAGUUCUUGUGGCCAUUCAGAAGGUUUAGUGUUAGAACAUGUAGCUAGUAGAGACAAUGUUAGAUCUAGUACAUCUAAUGGGACUUCAAAUGCAACAUCAAAUGGCAUCGUUUUGCUAGGACUUGAGCUAUACAACCCAGAAAGACCAACUUCUGUGGACAGUCUGUCUAGUUUUGAUUGUAGUACUUCAAAGCCCGACUCUAGUGAGGCAGCAAGAUCAAAGAAUUCCACUACCUCAUCCUCUUUUAAUGCUAUAUUGACUCAGGAUGGCAAGUCCUCCAAAACUACUGCAUCUUCAUCGUUCCAGCUUCAUCCUUACACAGACCAGCCAACAGGACAUGAAAAUGGCACAAGAUCUUAUCUGGACAGACCCUCCUCUUCCAGGGUCGAGUCCAGAACCAACAGGCUGCGUAGACGACUAUCAAUAAUGAGAGGUUAUCAUCCAUGGCCCCCAAUAGGUAUUGUAAGUCAUGUUCCCGUCAGUUGUCGCUCCUUUGAGACAGGUACUACCUCAAAUACUGUUCCUAUGCAUAGUGCCGGUUCACUUCCAUCAGGAACUGGCAUCGGGCCCAAUGGGGAUGCUGGUCAGAGAAGUGCCUUUUCUGUCUUCAGUGCUUCACCACGAGAUACUCUUAGAACUUCAGCAGAGCCAAGGGCUUCUUCCUUUCACAAUCCAGCAUCUGCCAACCCUUCGGCCCCGACAGUUUAUGGAAUACAUUACCAGCCGUCUAGUCAGCAGCCCGACUCAUCAAUUCCAAGUCGCAUAGACAAUGUCAGAGAUGUUCAGGAGAGACUUCAACAGGCAGUGUUGCAGUUGAGAGAGGUUCAGAGCAGUGUCCGGGAGCUUAGUCUAGGCUCACAUCAUUGUCUUCAUCUACCAAGCUCCAAUGUCACUGAAUACCUGGAAAGGCGGGUGAGUGAACUGGACAGAAGAAUAUCUGAUCUCGAGAAUAAUUACAACUCACGAAUCCGUGUACUGGGACAUGAAUUUUUAAUGAGGAGGAUUCAGAGUCGAGACAGACGUAGACAAGCCAAUGAGAACCCUUACCCCAGAGCACGUUCUUUCACUUCAGUUUUAAGGGAAGCUCAAGAAAUUAGACUCAGAGCCAGACGAAUGGUUGCAGAUGCACAUGGCGUUGGUGUAACAGACGAUGAUCGAAUCACUCCAAGAGGAGAUGCUCCAUCAGCUCCUACACCAGCCCCUACACCAGCUGCUCCAUUCAGGCCCCAACAACUGCUGCAGUGUUUGUCCAGACCCAGUUCUUCUGCUGCACCUAAUGCUCUUCCGGCUAGGAAUCCAACUGUAGCCAACUCCAGGCCAGCACCUGCACAGCCACCCAGAGAAGCAGAGAGGGAGGGUAACUCUAGUGGCUUGAACAGGCACAAUCCUAACCUGCAGCAUCUGCACCCUGACUAUUCCAUCAGCAUUCUGGAUAACAGCAUUAACCGUCCUGACGAAUCUGUGCAACGCUUGUUUAACCGAACCAUUGCUGGAGCAUUUCUUUCCCGCGAUGAGAUUGCAGUGGCUAGCAACAUCGUCCCUCAAACUCACCGGAUCCAAAGAUGGGAUGUCUCUAAGUGUGUGGUUCCUAACAUUACAAAUGCAACAGCCAAUAUAAUAGUGAAACACUGUAAGCUCCACAAUGAUGCUAGCUGUGACAUGUCUAAAGAUGGAACUCUCUUGGUGACCUUUGUCUCUAACCACAGUGGCUUUCCUGACAACAAUAUACUGGCCGUGUUCUCCCUGCGUCAUGAGACACUGGCCCAGUGCCUGUACACGAAAAGUUUUGGUCCUAAUGCCAUAUCUGUGAGUAUCUCACCCAUCAAUCGUUAUGUUCUGGUUGGACUGGCUGCCAAGAGGUUCUUCUUUAGUUCUGUCAACCAGAUGGUGGCCCAGGUGUACAAGUUAGAGAGACAAAAAGCUGGGGAGAAUUCAAUGAAGCAUAUCACUGACAUGUUUCACCCUCUUCAACAAGAACUCAGAAACCAUGUCAGUGUCAACUCAGCCAGGUGGCUACCUGGGAUUGGGGAAGGCAUGGUGUAUGGCACCAACCGUGGAGAUUUGUUUUUCUGUCGCCCAGGUUUUCCUGUUGACUUUCUAGCCCAAGGAAGGUCCCUGAACCAGAAUCUCCCAAAUAUAGAGGAGCACUAUUUGGACUAGCAAACAGGUUUCAUGGCAACCACUUGGCGCACAACAGCAUCGCCACCCAAACGACUACAGUCAGCAUCCGUCGCAGUACUGGUACACAGACCCUUGGUGAUUCUUAUGCAGAGAACAUUGAAUAGAUUUUUCUUGUCAACUUAGAAGUACUAGAUCCAUUUCAAGGGUGUUGCAAGUUCUCAUUUAUCCAGCAGCACCUGUUCUCGCAAUACUCUUGAUUUUUCUUCAUCUAUAUAUUUGUAUCUUUAUCUUUUUUUUAACCUUUUUUUAAAUCUUUUUUUAAGUGGUUUCCCAACCUUUUUGAGUCCUGAUGACUUAUAGAUCUGGGGUUCUGAUUACUUUGAAUUGUUAAAGCUGUUCUUAGUGGCUCUGAAAAUUUUUUUUUUUUUUUUUAAUUAUAAUUUUGGUUCAUGUUUUAACUUACUUUCUGAAAUGGAGAGCCAUGACUCUUAAAGGUUGGGAACCAUUGCUUUAUGUUGUGUGUGUGUGUAACUUCAUAUCUAUUUUUUUUAUUUUAUUCAAACUUAAGUGUUAAAUGUAUGGGAAUCUUUUAAAUUUUUUUUUUUUUUUUUUACAUUUUUAUUUCAUUUUAGCCCUGGAAAUUUUUUUAAAAACUUUGUAUUUGACGUCAGACAAAUUUAGAAAUAUAAUUUCACCUAAUGAACUUAAGCCCUCAUUAAAUCUCAUUUAUCCUUUAACAAGUUUAUAGGGCUAGUGAAAGAGAAUCCUUUAGGCCAGUUUAUGAAAUUUUUAGGACAUGUGAAUGAGAAUUUAGGCAGUUUAACAAAUGUUUAUAGGGCUUGUGAAGAAUUAGACAAUUUUAGCAAAUGUUUAUAAGUCAAGUGAAGGAAAAUUAUUUAGGCCAGUAACAGUUUAUAGGGCUAGAGAAACAGAAUUAAUUAGGCCAGUAACAGUUUAUAGGGCUAGUGAAACAGAAUUAUUUAGGCCAGUUUAACCAUCAGUCUAUUUUUACUUUCUCUUCAGUUGCUGAUAGCUUUAACUUUUUGUCUCUGGAAUUAUUUUCCACAUUAUGUGACCCAUUUUUAGUGCACUACUAUGGUGUAUGUAACAUUAAUAUAAAAAAACAAACAAACAACAUUUGAUAUACAUUUAAUGGACUAGCAUGCACUUUGGAUGCAGUGCUUAAUGUUUUGGCUUAAGAAAAACUCACUUAGUGAAUGUUUAUUUGAUGUUGCUUAGAAAAUUAUUAUAAUUAAAUUGAAAAUAAAACUAGAAAUUAAGAUAAGAUUAAGCCAAAUUUGAGAGUAUCUUACUUUUUUUGGGGGGAUCAAUAUUUUUUUUAAAACAUCAAUAGUAAAUUUUAAUGAAAGACAUCUUUUUAUAUUUACUUUGUUAUUGCUCAAACACAACUUUAGGAAGACUAGAUGUUUUGCAGUGGAAAUACUAGAUUUAAUUUAGUACAAUAAAAGAUAUACUAAAAAGAGAUUUAAGUGCAGUGCAUCUGUCCGUAUUCCAGAGAUAAGAGUUGAAGCUAAAUGGACUUGGAAAUGGCUAAUUCUGAUUAAAACUAUCAGUGUUCCCUGAAUUUUCAGUUGGAUAUUUUGAUCCCGUACAGAUAACACUUUUAAGUUUUGAUAUGAUUUAUGAGACAUUUAAGUCAAAGAUUUAAAACAAAUAUUUUUAACUUGUGUCCAUGGUUAUUUUUGUGUUUUUUUAAAUCCUGAAUUGUAGGGCCUAUUUUCUGUUGUGUAUUAUUUUAGAACAUAAUCAAAUGAGUGUCGUACAAUAAAUUUCUUAUUGAUAAUGUGACAUUUUGAAAAUAUUAAGUUUCAAUGGAUACAUUUGACAAACAUUAGUUUUGUUGUCUUGUACUACCAGGCAAUAUUCAUACAUUAGUGUGUGUGUGUGUGUGUAUACUUACAUGCAUUCUAGUCAUUUAUGAUUAUGUGCAUUUGUGUGGUGUACUAUUAUGUGUAUUUGUAUGAUACAUGAUUACAUGUAUUUUUGUUGUGUACAAAUUAUCAUCAUGUGUGUACAUAUUGUAUAUGUAUUUUAGAAGUGUACCAUUAUGUGUAUUUGUAUGAUUACAUGUAGUUUUGUAGUGUACCAUUAUGUGUAUUUGUAUGAUUACAUGUAGUUUUGUAGUGUACCAUUAUGUGUAUUUGUAUGACUACAUGUUUAGGACUACAAGCAUUAUGCUUUCAUGUCUGCACUUGCCUUGUUAAUCAUGUUCUCCCACUAUCAGAACUAUGUUUAUUAAACAGUUUUAAAGUAUUAAGCCAACUGAAAGAGGCAAAUAAAAAUUAUGUAUGAAUAUAUUUCUUUGUUCUGAAUGUCUGUGAAGCCAUAUAGUUUUUUUUUUUUGUGGUGAUGUUAAAGAAAUAUAUUUAUUUAUAUUUGGAAAUAUUUUCCUCCAUAUUGAAUAUCCUGUGAUACUAUUUUUUCUUUGUGUUAAAAGUUAUCUUUUACAUGUGUUUGAUUUGACUUUUUUGUUCCUUAAAAGAGUGAAUUUUAUUUGUUCAUAGCAAUAUUUAGAAAGUAUUAUUUUCAGUAAUCAAAAUAACUAUUUUUAUUGGAAAUGUUAAAUGUUUGAAUAAAGUUGAAACUGAAGGAGUGAGGGAAAUAGUUUGUGAUUGCUUUCAUGUUGCUCUGGAGGAGAUGAAUUCAUCUACUCCUUUUAUAAAGUGUUUUUAAGGUUGCUAUUGUACAUAGUUGAAUGAUGGUGGGAGAUUUAUUUAAUAUGAAUAAAAGUGGUCAGAUCUAGUACAUAAUAGUUUGUUCUUUUUUAAUCCAGUUUUGACCUUAUUUAUUACUGCAAUAAUCAAUUCUUUGUUGAAUAGUUCUUAGCCAUACUGGGCACAGAUGUGUCAGUCCAUGUACUCAGUGUUUUAGUUAAUGUAAAGUCCGGCAGGCAUGAAUGGCAAUGUUAUUCUCAUUUCAAUCCUAUUGUACCAAGAUUUACAUUGAAUCUACAUAUCCUUCAUGUAUAUUUAUUAACCCAAAUACAACGCAACUUGGGGGCCCUCUUUGUACAAAUGUAUAUAGUAGAAUUGAAUCUCUUGAAUUUGAUGUGACUUAGAGCUUUAGUUUCAUUUGGUCAUUUCUAUUAAAGAAAAUUGCAAUUACAACUGA